AUGAGAUUGAUCGGCUCGUCUCCUCUGAAACACGAGGCAGCCCGCAGAUGCGCCCUGCCAAUCGUGUCGUGCAGCGUGGUUCCCUCCGGCCCUUCUGCCACCGAAACAGCCGCAUGGAGACAAAGAAUGCCGGCUUCUCAAGCGUCGUUUCAGCCCCAGUGCACGCACGGCUUGUUUCUGGAAGCGUGGAGGGACGAUCGGUCGGUCGGGGGGGAACCUCCUCGAGAGGGGGGAGGCGAGGCAGAUUUCGACCUACGCUUUUCGAGUCUCCCUCGACCGUCAGACGGCGGGCCACCACCCCCUGGCCGUUAUCUUGCCAGCGCCAGCGCCAGUGCCGGUGCUUUCUGCACUGCUCUUUCAUUCUCCCUGGUCGUGUUCCAUCUUCAGUUCCAGUUUCCACUUCGUCGGGCGUGCCUGUGGCUCAAGUCGGUCUUUACAGAGCUGCCUUUGUGCUGCUAUCCGAAACAGCGGCCUAUCGCGCCUGCUGCUAUCCACGUCCUUCGCUUAUUACACCACCACGCCUAG
Molecule: messenger RNA, 525 nt
Organism: Penicilliopsis zonata CBS 506.65
Lineage: Eukaryota; Fungi; Ascomycota; Eurotiomycetes; Eurotiales; Aspergillaceae
Exons: 2
Coding region: 1-525 (174 amino acids)
Source: RefSeq, a predicted model, not a curated record